Molecule: messenger RNA, 3845 nt
Organism: Oxyura jamaicensis (ruddy duck)
Lineage: Eukaryota; Metazoa; Chordata; Aves; Anseriformes; Anatidae
Gene: RFC1
Product: replication factor C subunit 1
Exons: 25
Coding region: 16-3420 (1134 amino acids)
Biological process (GO): DNA replication; DNA repair
Cellular component (GO): nucleus; DNA replication factor C complex
Molecular function (GO): ATP binding; DNA binding; DNA clamp unloader activity
Source: RefSeq, a predicted model, not a curated record
CCAUAUAUUUAGGCCAUGCCAGAAAGUUUGUCUUUCUUUACAAUGGCAGCUACCCCUAGAGGCAGUGGUACUACGGAGGAUAUCCGGAAAUUCUUUGGUGUUGUACCCCCAGGGAAGCGACAAGAAUGUGAGAAUGUGAGGAGUGACAAAAUAAAAAAUGGGGAAGGAGACUCAAGUGGAAAAAAGAGGGGAAAAGAGACUAAGGUGAAAAAUUCACCCAGUGAAGAUGCUCCCAAACAAAAGCAGACAAACAAGAAAAAAAGAAUAAUCUAUGAUUCAGAUUCAGAAGAGGAGGUGCAGUCAGUGAAAAAGUCCAAGAAGCCAUCAGAGAAAAAAGCAGCCACUCCAAAACUUGGUAAAGUUCUAAAGCAGCAUCCUGUUGUUUAUGUUUCAGAGACAGAUGAUGAUGAUGACUUUGUCAAUAAGAGAAUUUCCCUGAAACCAAAGGAGAAUGGGGCAUCAGCAAUCAGUUGUCCAGGAACAACAACAGUGAAAAAGGAAGAUGUAAAACCACGAGCUAAACCCAAACCAUUAUCUCCAGUGAAGCUGACUCCCACCUCAGCUCUUGAUUUCUUUGGGACAAGUAGUGUCCAGCGAUCCGAAAAGAAACUGGUAGCAAGUAAAAGGAAGGAACCCUCACAAAGCAGGGACAGCACAGUGGACGAUGAAGCCAUUGCUAGGCAACUGCAGCUUGAAGAAGAUUCAGAGCUGGAGAGACAGUUGCAUGAAGAUGAAGAAUUUGCUAAGACUUUGGCCAUGUUGGAUGAAACACCACAGAAGAAAAAGGCUCGGAGGGAUUCGGAAGAGCAGGUAGUACUGAGCAUCAAGAGCAGUCCUAACGUGACAGACAGAUACAAGCAAUCUCAAAGAGUGAAAGAAGCAGAACAGUCGACUGAUAAGACCUUGCCAUUGAAACCCACCUCUAAGCUUGCGGCUCUGAAACGAAAAGAAGAGAUUGCUGAAAAGGAAAGAGGCACUCGAAGUUCAGUAUCAAAAGAAAAACUUCAGGGAAAAGAAGAGAAGAAAACACCAAAGAAAGAGAAAAUUUCUCCCAAGAAGGCUGAGUCUGUAAGUCCUGAGGACUCUGAAAAGAAGCGUAACAAUUAUCAAGCCUACCGAAGCUUCCUUAAUCGUGAGGGUCCAAAAGCUCUGGGUUCCAAAGAGAUACCUCAAGGAGCUGAAAACUGCUUGGAAGGCCUGACAUUCGUAAUUACAGGAGUUCUGGAGUCUAUUGAAAGAGAUGAGGCCAAAUCUCUGAUUGAACGUUACGGAGGAAAAGUAACUGGGAAUGUCAGCAAGAAGACGAACUACUUGGUUAUGGGACGAGAUUGUGGCCAAUCUAAAUGUGAAAAGGCAUCGGCUUUAGGGACAAAAAUUAUUGAUGAGGAUGGCCUAUUUGAUCUUGUUCGAACUAUGCCAGGCAAAAAGUCCAAAUAUGAGUUGGCAGCUGAAUCAGAGGCAAAGAAAACAGAGUUGAGACAGAAAAAGACACCACAGAAAACUGAAGCUGGAAAAAAGAAUUUUAGCCCCCUCAACAGGGAAGCUGAUAUUAAAAAAAGAAAUUCUACUCCUGAGAAGGGAGCUACCUUCAAAUCUGCUAAGAAAGAAACUGCUGCCAUUCGAAAGCUUACAGACUUUAAACAGCAAACAGCGGAGAAGAAAGAAGUCCCAGAACCGAAGGGGAACUUGGUCUCUCAGAUUGAAAAUGGAAUAGAGAGAUUGCUGUGGGUGGAUAAAUACAAGCCUACAUCUCUCAAGGCAAUCAUUGGACAGCAGGGUGAGCAAAGCUGUGCCAAUAAACUUCUGCGAUGGCUCCGAAACUGGCGCAAGAAUACCUCAGAAGAUGGACAAGCAAAGGCCAACAAGCUUGGAGGCAAAGAUGAUGGUAUUAGUUCUAAAGCAGCAUUACUUUCCGGUCCACCUGGAGUUGGUAAAACUACUACAGCUGCUUUAGUUUGUAAGGAACUGGGGUAUAGCUAUGUGGAGCUGAACGCCAGUGACACUCGAAGUAAGAACAGUCUAAAGGAAGUAGUUGCUGAAUCGCUUAACAACACCAGCAUCAAAGACUUCUGUUCUGGCACAUCCUCAUCAGUUAGUGGGAAACAUGUAUUGAUCAUGGAUGAAGUGGAUGGUAUGGCAGGCAAUGAAGACAGAGGAGGGAUUCAGGAGUUGAUCGGUUUGAUUAAACACACAAAAAUACCCAUCAUCUGCAUGUGUAAUGAUCGAAACCAUCCUAAAAUUCGUUCCUUGGUCCACUACUGUUUUGAUCUUCGUUUUCAGAGACCUCGUCUAGAGCAGAUUAAGGGUGCCAUGAUGUCUAUUGCGUAUAAAGAAGGCUUAAAAAUUCCACCACCUGCUAUGCAUGAGAUAAUCCUGGCAGCCAAUCAAGACAUCAGACAGGUUUUGCAUAAUCUUAAUAUGUGGUGUGCAAAAGAUAAAUCAUUGACUUAUGAUGAGGCCAAAACAGAUGCCAGCAGAGCUAAAAAGGAUAUCAAACUGGGCCCUUUUGACGUUGUCCGGAAGGUUUUUGCUGCUGGAGAGGAAGCUUCUCGUAUGUCUCUUAUAGACAAAUCCGACCUUUUCUUCCAUGACUAUUCCCUAGCACCUCUUUUUGUCCAAGAGAACUAUGUACAUGUGAAACCGGCAGCUGCUGGAGGAGAUCUGAAAAAGCACUUGAUGCUCUUGAGUAGAGCAGCUGAUAGUAUAUGUGAUGGUGACCUAGUGGACAAACAGAUUCGUAGCAAGCAAAACUGGAACCUUCUACCAACACAGGCUAUUUAUUCGAGUGUUCUCCCUGGGGAGCUGAUGAGAGGUUACAUGUCCCAGUUUCCUGUCUUUCCCAGCUGGCUGGGGAAAUUUUCAUCAACAGGCAAACACGAACGUAUUGUCCAAGAACUGGCAAUGCACAUGAGUCUCAGAACGCAGAUGUGCAAGAGGACAGUAAACAUGGAGUAUUUGUCUUAUCUGCGGGAUGCACUUGUCCAACCUUUGAAAGACUUUGGAGCAGAUGGUGUACAACAAGCUAUAGCUUUCAUGGACUCUUACUGCCUGAUGAAAGAAGACAUUGAAAAUAUCAUGGAAAUCAGCAUGUGGGGAGGCAAACCCAGUCCUUUUUCAAAGCUGGAUCCCAAGGUCAAAGCUGCCUUUACACGUGCCUACAACAAAGAGGCACAUCUGACUCCGUAUUCCCUUAAUUCUGUGAAGACAUCUAAAAGGCAGUCAGGAUCUUUGGCAACCUCUGAACUGAGUGAAGACCUGAAUGUGGAUGAGAUCCAGUCUGAUGAGGAUGAGCAAGACAGUGUUGAAAGCGAUGCGAUGAUUAAGCAAAAAAAGGCGAAGUCUUCCAAGCUGCCAAAAAGAGAGAAAAAUGAAGAACCAACAAAAAAAGAAGGGAAAAGGAAGGAGAAAACAAGACAUUAAAAACAAUCUUGCUCUGGAUGUGGCUUUGCUUAUCUAACUUCUGUCAGGAACAUGAAUGCUCCAGGGAUGUAGCUGGGAAAGUAGAACCAGCGCGUUGAAAAUGCUCCUCUUAUAGAGGUGAUGUAGCUACUUAUUCUCACACUAUGCAGUGCUGUACUUACUCUUAACAUGCUACGUUACAAGCUAUAAAUGUUCUUAUAAAACAAAGGCAGGGUGCAUGAACAUGAUACAGAUGUGAUACUUAGUUUCCUGGUGUUUUUGCUAAGUCUUCCUAGGACUUCCAUUUUUUAUAAAUCCCCUGUUAUUAUGUGGUGAAAUCUUGUAAAUAGUACAUGAUGCAAAAAAUCUGAUUUGCGUAUUUGUACAUUAUAGGAAUUAAGCAGUAUAUAAGAUUACAAUAAAAGGUGUUUCACACAAGUUUUUUU